AUGUCUUUACUAACAUAUAAAUACUAUGAUACACCUGAAGGCGAAGACAUAUUUAAGAAGACCUUUGUAACUUCAAAAUAUGCAAUCUUAGCAAGUAUUCCUCCUGCAAUAUUUGACGUACUUUUAUAUUCUCACCCCAAGGGGUUUUUCAAUACAGCUCUUCGCUUUGGAACAUAUUUGGGGCCAGCAGUUGGAAUGGCUACGGCUUUUACUCUUACUGCUAAUAUAAGUCAAAACAUAAGACGUAAAAAUGAUGAAAUAAAUUACUGCCUGGGGGGAGCUGCUGCUGGUGCUGUAUUUGCUACUUUGCGUAAACAGCCCAUAAUCGCUGUACCGGCAGCCAUAUUUCUUGCUGUUGCUGGGCUAGUGAAAAAAACCAGUGUGGAUAGUGGUGUACCCAUAUUCCCUUACAUACAGAUGGGAAAAGAAUCCAUUAACUCAGUUAGGCGAGAUUUUACAAUUAGUAAGGAUGUUGAAGAAUUAAAGACUUGGACUAAAGGUCAGUAA
This is a messenger RNA of Leptosia nina, 507 nucleotides long. NCBI's taxonomy places the organism in Eukaryota, Metazoa, Arthropoda, Insecta, Lepidoptera, Pieridae. The record is from the annotation of a GenBank genome assembly.